Molecule: messenger RNA, 1446 nt
Organism: Candidula unifasciata
Lineage: Eukaryota; Metazoa; Mollusca; Gastropoda; Stylommatophora; Geomitridae
Source: the annotation of a GenBank genome assembly
CGUGAGUCAGUGAUUAGAAGCCAAAUGUUGCCAUCAAACAUGGCAGCCAAGCAGCCAGGUCCAAUGAUGUUGCAGGAUUCAUCACCACCUCCAGCUUCUCUGUCCCCGAAGGGACACAUAGGAGAAUCCCCUCAACAGUUGGUGCACUCAGAAAUGAAAACUAACCCAAAUGGAAAUGAACCCAGAGGUCGUCUGGCCGCCUCAUCUGUUUAUGAUAAUUUUAAAAGUGCAGAAAUUUCUCGUUUUCUUGAAGGUAGAGAUUUACACCAGGACAAGGAAGUGAAAGCCAGUGAGAUCAAAGUACCAUCUGAGAAGGAAGUGGGUGAAAAUAAAAACCCACAAGCAGAUACAAGUCCCACUGCUGACAUCUUUAACAUGAGCAAUGAAGUUUCAUCCCCGGUGGAUGUUUCUUUGCCGCAACCAGUGCAGGUAUCAGAUCCUCCCCCAUCGUUGCCUCUCUAUCAUCGUUUCAGCGAGACAAGAUCCAUACCAGUGGGAUUCUCAACAUCCUUAUCUCAGCCAUCGGCAGCAUCUCUGAAUUCUCCAUCUAAAGAUUCACCGCAGCCAUUUCAGGAUGUUUUGUCCCUGACUGAACAUGAUACUGCUGUACAACCUCUUAUACAAAACCAGAAAAAGCAUUCACCAGUGAGCUCCUCUGUCCAGUCCCAACGUCCAUUUGAGUCCAAAAGUGACAAAGAUCUCUCUAGAUAUUUACCCUUGGGAGGCAAACGACAAGGCUCUUAUGACAUUCAUGGCAAUACAGAUGAUAAUUCAGAGCACAGCCGACUCCUGCGGCACUUGUCUAAGUUAUCCCAUUCUAAUACAUUUCCAAAACCUAAGAUGAAUGGCAUGUCAUCAGAUGUAUUGUCAGAGAGUGAUGAGGAAGAUACCCCUGAGGCACCAGCUAACAACCUUCAGUUGGAUUUGUAUAUUAGUGAAGAUGAUUUAUGUCUGUCCCAGGAGAACCUGGUAAAUAGUUCAUUCAGUAGCGUCAGUGCUCCCUCAGGACAAGCCAGCCAUGAAGAUCGUGGUCUUGGAUUGAUACGACAGUCAGGUCCUACAAGGCUAGGAAUCCGCAAGCACCAGAGUGAGGAGAGUCCAAAUUACAGCAAAAUUGUGAACAGGAGUCACGCAUUUCUGCAAGAUAAUGCCCGUACCCAAUCUCUUGACAACCCUCCAGGUAGAGAAGGUGUGAGUCCAGAUCCCUGGCGACUGAACAGCACAGUUGCUGGGAGUCCUGAAGUGGAGACCUACGAUAACAUAGUUCCUCAAACGGCACCUCAGCUCCAGAAUCAUGCCUACGCUUAUGACCCAAAUGAUGAUUCAGCACCAUGGGAUGGUGACAUGAACAGAGCAGAACAACGUCUGAGCCUUACAGAUGAAGACAAAGAUCGACUUCAGAGACUUAGGGACGUCCUCCCAGAUCAACAGGCAAUUCCUAUCUGA